This is a messenger RNA of Zingiber officinale, 1242 nucleotides long. RefSeq names its product probable E3 ubiquitin-protein ligase RHC2A. Gene Ontology annotation, cellular component: cytoplasm. Lineage: Eukaryota; Viridiplantae; Streptophyta; Magnoliopsida; Zingiberales; Zingiberaceae. Gene Ontology annotation, biological process: protein ubiquitination. Gene Ontology annotation, molecular function: ubiquitin protein ligase activity. Bases 79 to 837 code for a protein of 252 amino acids. The transcript has a single exon. The record is from RefSeq and is a predicted model, not a curated record.
UCUCCUGUUCUUGGCUGAAUAGUAGUCGAGAGCCUCCGCCGUCCAGCCUGCUCCGCUGCUUCCACCACCGCCAUCGCUAUGGAUCCCAUCGAUUCCAUCGUACUUCACGGAGAAGGUGAAUUCCUCGUCCAGAGCCCACCGAACAACCUUGCCCAAGACCCCUCUGCGGAAAUCGGCGGCUACCCCCGCCCCUAUGCCUUUGUCCAAGGACUCCGAGUCGUCGGGCUCGAUUCGGACUCCGAUUCUGAAGGCGAAGAUCCUGUCCAUGACGUUGCUUCGGAGGAUACCAAUCGGAGCGGAGAUGAUCUUGGUCCGCCUCUUCAGUGUGAUUGCGUCCGCACCAGGGAGACAGCGAGCGGUGGCGCGGAGGAGGAGGUGGCGAUCGAUGCCUUCGAUGAUCAUGGAUCCCUGGCGGGAUCGAGGUCUUCUCAGGAAGUAGAUGAAUGGAGUGAUUUGGAGUACGACGACGCGCUUGUGACCUUAAUACGAAUCGUAUUAGGAAGAGGGGUUUCGGAAGAUUUCGAAAGUGAUGCUGAUCCCUACUUCUACGAUGACCUUGAGGAGUACACUGACUACGAUAGGACGAGAAACACUCCGACGGCGAAAUCAGUGGUCGACGGGCUUCCCGUGGUCCUCAUGUCAGAUGAGGAUGUGGCCGAUAAAAACACAUUUUGCGCGGUUUGCAAAGAUGAGAUUUUGAUGUUGGAUACGGUGAGGCGGUUGCCGUGCUUGCAUAUUUAUCAUGGAGACUGCAUUUUGCCAUGGCUUGGCAUGAGGAAUACGUGCCCAGUUUGCCGGUAUGUGCUUCCGACCAAGGAUCCAGAGUGCGAGAACUAAAGUCUGCUGAACUAUGGUGCUGAUUCCAAGUUUCUGUUGUGAAAGUCUUGCUCGGUAAGCCUCCAAAGCAAUGAUCAAUUAGGACUAUCGAUCUCUAAAACUAUGUGAAUCAUAUUUCAGUAGUAACCCUUGUUAUUUCAACAAGUUUGCCAUAUAAACUUUGACAAGAUUGCUCAACAUUGCCUCCAGAUCCAGUACUAGUUUUUAUGAUUAUGUUAGUUUUACUGUGAACAAGUAGAUUUGAUCAGUUUUAUGUCGUGUGUUUAGUUGAACAUGUAAUCUUGAUGAAAUAUUUGCAUUGUAGAUUCUAAAUGUGAUAGUCCUGGAAUUGAAUCUGAAACUAUCAAAGACUUGUGUAAAUAUACUUUGAAAAUAGGAAAUUACAUAUUCUUUGGUCUUUUUUCA